AUGGUCCAUACUCACACCACCCUCAUACCCACACCCAUCCAGCAUACCCCACACUCUCAUACCCACACCCUCCCCACACAUUACCUACCCACACUCACUACCCUCACAUCCAUACCAUCCAAACCCUCAUACCCACACCCUCAAACCCACACCCUCAUACCCACACCCUCAUAUCCACUCCCUCAUACCCACACCCUUAUAACCCUCAUAGUACCCACACCUCAUAACCCUCAUACCCACACCUCUUACUCAUACCCACACCCUCAUAUCCUCACCCUCAUACCCACACCCUCAUACCCACACCCUCAUACCUACACCCUCAUCAUACCUCAUACCCACACCCUCAUACCCAACCCCUCAUAUCUCACCCUCAUACCCACACUCUCAUACCCACAUCCCUCAUAUCCACACCCUCAUACCACCACACCCUCAUAUCCCCUCACCCUCAUACCCACACCCCUCAUACCUCACCUCUCAUACCCACUACCCAAUACCCACAUCUCAUACCCACACACCCUUAUAUCCCACACUUUCAUACCUACACCCUCAUAUCCUCAACCCUCAUACCCACAUUACCCCUCAUACCCACACCCUCAUACCCACACUCUCAUACCCACACCCUCAUACCCACACCCUCAUACCCACACCCCUCAUACCACACCCUCAUACCCACACAUACCUACACCCUCAUAUCCUCACCCUCAUACCCACACCCUCAUACCCACACCUCACAUCCAAACCCAUACCCACAACCUCAUACCACUCUCAUACUCCCACACCCUCGUAUUCGCUAAAGAAACUCGUGUGAACUUCUGUUACACCUCCGUUUGCGCGGGUAGUGACGUCAUAGCAUCUGGGGCGGGCGCUGAAUCGUGUCCGAUUCAUUGCCAAAGUGCCAGCGCCUCGUACACGCCCUGGGAUUUCCAGACGCAGUGCCACCGUGACCCUGUGUUUGUUGAUUGGGUUAGGGAGAUGAUCGAGGGUGUUGUGGAAGGGUAUGAUAGAGUAGAGGCGAUUGGGCACGGUUUGAGAUCUGCAUUCCCUUUAAAAAUAGCGGGCGCUUUUAACACGGCGGAGAGUGGGUGUGGAGUUGACUGGACGGAGUAG
Messenger RNA from Penaeus vannamei (Pacific white shrimp), 1107 nucleotides. Lineage: Eukaryota; Metazoa; Arthropoda; Malacostraca; Decapoda; Penaeidae. The record is from RefSeq and is a predicted model, not a curated record.